Oryzias melastigma (Indian medaka) is the source of this 1912-nucleotide messenger RNA. It is a transcript of the gene f10, whose product is annotated as coagulation factor X. Gene Ontology annotation, biological process: blood coagulation; proteolysis. Gene Ontology annotation, molecular function: serine-type endopeptidase activity; calcium ion binding. NCBI's taxonomy places the organism in Eukaryota, Metazoa, Chordata, Actinopteri, Beloniformes, Adrianichthyidae. The record is from RefSeq and is a predicted model, not a curated record. Gene Ontology annotation, cellular component: extracellular region. The transcript has 9 exons. Bases 121 to 1626 code for a protein of 501 amino acids.
CCCCGCUCUGCCUUGACACAGGUCGUUGCUCUCCUGCCUGCACUCCUCUUUCACGAUCGGACUCUAUUUUCACGCUCUGUUUAGACGGUCCUCCAGACGAGCUCGCAUCCAGUGUAGGCCAUGCUUUGGCGUUUGGGCCUGCUCCUCCUGACCCUUCACCUGGCCUCUGCUCAUGUGUUCAUUGAUGGCACAACAGCUAACAAGGUUCUGACCCGGCCAAGGCGAGCCAACAGUUUCUUUGAAGAACUGAAACAAGGAAACCUUGAGAGGGAGUGCGUUGAGGAGCGUUGUGACAAGGAGGAGGCGCGUGAAAUCUUUGAGAACAACGAGAAAACUAAUGAGUUCUGGAACAUAUAUUUUGAUGGCGACUCAUGUUUGUCAAAACCCUGCGCAAAUAACGGACUGUGCAAGGAUGGGAUUGGGUCCUACUCAUGCUACUGCCCGGAGGGAUUCAAGGGCUACAACUGUGAAAUUGUCAUUCCUCAGCUCUGUGAGAACAAAAACGGCGGCUGUGAACAUUUCUGCCACGUUUAUAACCGUGGUGUUCAGUGUUCCUGUGCUGACGGCUACUACCUGGCCCCGAACUAUAAAAACUGCCACUCAAACAAGACCUUCAAAUGCGGGGCCAUCGUCAGUGACAAAGUUCGAACCAUUUUCCGUUAUGACCGGAACUCAACCCAGGCGAACGCUACGGAGCUGAGCGGGAACGAAACCUUUGCAGAGGUUGCAAACGAAAGGUACAUGCUUACAGAUGAGGCCGCCACACUGUCCUCGUCCAGCAACGGCAGCCAGACUCGACUGGAGUUCGUGGUUGAGGAAAACAUUGUCCCUCAGAGGGCAAAACACAAUCGUAUCGUCAACGGAGAGGACUGUCCGCCGGGAGAAUGUCCAUGGCAGGCCCUCCUCUUAAACGAGGACGACGAGGGUUUCUGUGGAGGAACCAUCCUCAAUGAAUAUAUCAUCCUUAGCGCUGCCCACUGCAUGAACCAAACACGCUACAUAUAUGUCAAACUUGGAAAGUUUGACGUGCUGAAGAAGGAGACGUAUGAAGCGACCCACCGUGUGGCCACCAUCAUCACUCACUCAAAAUAUACCCCCUUGACCUACAACAAUGACAUUGCACUCAUCAAACUGGAAACACCAAUCAAGUUCACCAAGUACAUUCUGCCGGCGUGCUUACCUGAACCAGAGUUCGCUGAAAAGGUACUGAUGCGCCAGCCAGAGGGGCUGGUCAGUGGUUUUGGACGUCUCGGCGAAGGCAGAGCGCCAUCCACCAUCUUGCAGCGCCUCAGCGUGCCUUACGUGGACCGACACAUCUGCAGGGAAUCCACGCCGCUAGAAAUCUUACCGCGCAUGUUUUGCGCCGGCUACGACAACGAUCCAAAGGACGCCUGCCAGGGUGACAGCGGCGGCCCACACGUGACGCGUUACCACGACACCUACUUCGUCACCGGCAUAGUGAGCUGGGGUGAAGGCUGCGCGCGCAAAGACAAAUACGGGGUCUACACCCAAGUGUCCAAGUACAUCCACUGGAUCAGAGCGGCCACCAACAGCCUGAUGGCCAAGAACAGAAUCAGCCAAAGACAAAAGAGGCAUGAUGGCGUCAUCCAGCGACUGGUCCUGUAACACACAGCCUAAUCCUUCAGAUCAGCCCCCCUCUGAGCCUCCUCUAUAGCAUAUUCUAAAAUAUGAAUAGUCACCCACGAUGAACAGUCUUCUAACCAAAGGCUUUUGCGUAUAUAAACCUUCAUUGGUGAAGACAUUUGAUUCAGAUGACCUUGAUGUUAUUUGAUGUUCAGUACUAAUAAAAGUACAGAGAAGAUUUACAACAUUGUGAAAAUAUGUGUUUUCAGGUCUGUUUUUCAUCUGUGCCAAAUCUGACAAUAAAGAUGAUUACAGAUCAGUGCUUUUA